This is a messenger RNA of Hyaena hyaena (striped hyena), 1838 nucleotides long. It is a transcript of the gene CAMK4, whose product is annotated as calcium/calmodulin dependent protein kinase IV. The coding region runs from base 110 to 1531 and encodes 473 amino acids. The record is from RefSeq and is a predicted model, not a curated record. Gene Ontology annotation, biological process: protein phosphorylation. Gene Ontology annotation, molecular function: calcium/calmodulin-dependent protein kinase activity; calmodulin binding; ATP binding. The transcript is spliced from 11 exons. NCBI's taxonomy places the organism in Eukaryota, Metazoa, Chordata, Mammalia, Carnivora, Hyaenidae.
AGGACGCCACCUCUUGCUCCUGCGUUUGCAGGCGGCGGCGGGCGGCGGGGCUUCUCGCUCCGGCAGCGGCGGCGACAGCGGUGGCGGCUUCCGGAGUCCCGCCGCGAAGAUGCUCAAAGUCACGGUGCCCUCGUGCUCCGCCUCGUCCUGCUCUUCGGUCACCGCCAGUGUGGCCCCGGGAGCCGGGAGCCUCAUCCCGGAUUAUUGGAUCGAAGGUUCCAACAGGGAUGCUUUGAGCGAUUUCUUCGAGGUGGAGUCGGAGCUGGGACGGGGUGCUACAUCCAUUGUGUACAGAUGCAAACAGAAGGGGACCCAGAAGCCUUAUGCUCUCAAAGUGUUAAAGAAAACAGUGGACAAAAAAAUCGUAAGAACUGAGAUAGGAGUUCUUCUUCGCCUCUCACAUCCAAACAUUAUAAAACUUAAAGAGAUAUUUGAAACCCCUACAGAAAUCAGUCUGGUCCUGGAACUUGUCACAGGAGGAGAGCUGUUUGACAGGAUUGUGGAAAAAGGAUAUUAUAGUGAACGAGAUGCUGCAGAUGCUGUUAAACAAAUCCUGGAGGCUGUUGCUUACCUACAUGAAAAUGGGAUUGUCCAUCGUGAUCUCAAACCAGAGAAUCUUCUCUAUGCAACGCCAGCCCCAGAUGCACCACUCAAAAUCGCUGAUUUUGGACUCUCCAAAAUUGUGGAACAUCAAGUGCUCAUGAAGACUGUGUGUGGAACCCCAGGGUACUGCGCACCUGAAAUCCUUAGAGGCUGUGCCUAUGGACCUGAGGUGGACAUGUGGUCUGUCGGAAUAAUCACCUACAUCUUACUUUGUGGAUUUGAACCAUUCUAUGAUGAAAGAGGUGAUCAGUUCAUGUUCAGGAGAAUUCUGAAUUGUGAAUACUACUUUAUCUCCCCCUGGUGGGAUGAAGUAUCUCUAAAUGCCAAGGACUUGGUUAGAAAAUUAAUUGUUUUGGAUCCUAAGAAACGACUGACUACUUUCCAAGCUCUCCAGCACCCAUGGGUCACAGGUAAAGCAGCUAAUUUUGUACACAUGGAUACUGCUCAAAAGAAGCUCCAAGAAUUCAAUGCCCGGCGCAAGCUUAAGGCAGCAGUGAAGGCCGUGGUGGCCUCUUCCCGGCUGGGAAGUGCCAGCAGCAGCCACGGCAGCAUCCAGGAGAGCCAGAAGGCCGGCCAGUCACCGUCAUCGAUUCAGGAUGGCAGUGAAGGUGUUAAAUCUGUUUCGGAAGGAGAGGAAGUUCAAGGAGAUGGGGCACAAGUGGCCGUUGAGGGGUCAGAGGCCGAGCUGAUGAAGGUACAGGCCAUGAAAGAAAUUAAAGAUGCUGAUUUAAAUGCUGCCAAGGCCACCAACGCAGAGCCCAAGGCACUAGAAGAUGGGACAAAGGCGGCUGACCUGGAAAUAGAGGAGGGCCUCGCAGAGGAGAGGCUGAAGAUGGUGGAAGAAGCAGCAGCCCCCAAACAAGGGCAGGAAAACCCAGCUGUGGUAUUUGGAGCCCAGCAGAAAGAUGCAAUCCUGCCAGAGUACUGAUUCGGCUUCUUUCCAAUCUGGAGGCCAAAUUCAGGCACUUUGUACGUUUUGUCCUUCAGCAAGGAAGGUGUGGAAGCAUGAUCUGCAUUAUAGUGAUUCUGUUUUUUGAGGUGCAAAAAAAUACAUAUAUAUCAGUUGGUAAUCCUAACUUCAUGCAUGUGACUGCUUUAUGAAAAAAAAUAGUGUCUUCUGUGGUAUGUAAUGGAUACCUAAUGCCGAUGACUUAAAUUUGAAAUUGCGAGUAAACAACACAACAUUUAAAAACACACAUUUUCAGGGACCAGUAGCACACAUUUGAAGUAAUACA